This is a messenger RNA of Setaria italica (foxtail millet), 718 nucleotides long. RefSeq lists its product as uncharacterized. Bases 111 to 554 code for a protein of 147 amino acids. The record is from RefSeq and is a predicted model, not a curated record. The transcript is spliced from 4 exons. Lineage: Eukaryota; Viridiplantae; Streptophyta; Magnoliopsida; Poales; Poaceae.
UCGCACGCCGCCGCCGUCUCCGGGAAGGCCCAGACCAAGUCGCCACCGCCUUCACGCUCGAGCCGCCGCACGACCCCCUCACCGCCGGCGAGCGUCGCUUUGCUUCGCAGAUGGCGUCGGAAGAGGCGGAGCCUGCCGUCAUCGUGGAGGCGGUCGCCGCGAGGGCGAGGGAGCUGGUCCGGGCCCUCCUCAUGCCUGGAGGUCUGCUGAGUGUCGAGGAUGCCGGGGAGACCGUGGCGAACAGCGUGAGGAGCUGCCUCGCCGAUGUUUCCCGGAAGAACCUCGCCGUGCGCAGUCAGGACGUCGAGAAGUUGGCCAUCGCGGCCGCCGUGGCCACCCUCUCCGUCCUCGUCAUCUCCGGUGCGGGAUCGCUGAGCACACCCCACGGCGCGGUAGAGGAGGAAAUCACCAAGGCGGUUGCAGCUGCCGCUACUCAAGUGAGAGGCAUGAAUACCUCUUCGGACUACAGUUUUGCUUUCUGGUUCGUGGUUGUGACUUCCUUCUUGUGGGUGACAACACUUGCAAUAUUUGUUGUUCGUCUUUUGUAUUUGUAACCUCAAUAUGAUCUAACUGCUCUGUCUAGCUCUGAUAGCUGAAGGGUGAGUUUUGUGGUGGUUACUUGGUGGCACAGAACUUGGUGAACUCUUGUGGUUGUUACUUCUUGAUAACGUAGAAUCUAGUUAUCUGGUGAACUCUGUGGUGGGGCGGUUACUUGAUA